Messenger RNA from Oryzias latipes (Japanese medaka), 4319 nucleotides. RefSeq names its product PPFIA binding protein 2a (gene ppfibp2a). Gene Ontology annotation, molecular function: protein binding. Lineage: Eukaryota; Metazoa; Chordata; Actinopteri; Beloniformes; Adrianichthyidae. The record is from RefSeq and is a predicted model, not a curated record. Gene Ontology annotation, biological process: neuromuscular junction development. Gene Ontology annotation, cellular component: presynaptic active zone.
CAGACACCUUGAGAGAGAAGAGAGGACAGAGGAAAGGUUUAGGAGAGAAAACAAAUGAAAUGCUGUACGCUAUCUGAAACUUGCACAGAUAUGCCAAACAAUAAAGGAAAGACAGACAGAUGAAGGGAAAAAAGGCAGUUGAGACGUAAAAAAAAAGGAGGGGUUUAAGUAAGGGAGUAUAGCCAACUGGCAUAGUUUGACUUUUUCAGCUCUGAAAGUCACAGGCAGCCCAGACUCCAAACCACAUGGACCUCAAUCUUUGCAGCAGGCUCAACAACAUCAUUGCCUGUGAGAGAAGCAGAUGGUGUGCAGUAUAGUCAAGAGCAUUUGUUUCCUUUUGCUCUGGAUGUGUGUGUUGCUCCUCCAUGGGGCUUUAUAGCACUGACUAAACUCUAUUUAGACAGUAAAAUCCAGACCCUGCCUAUAAUGGGCCUGCAGUAUGGAGUAUCAUAAUGAUUUCUAUAAGCAUUUUGCCUGGCUCAGAAAGGAAAAUCCACGCUCAAGCUCUAAUAGUGAAUCCUACCAAGAGAGGUUAUCGCGUCUAGAAGGAGACAAAGAGGCACUAAUUCUACAGGUGGGUGUGCUGACUGAUCAGGUGGAGGCUCAGGGGUUGAAGAUCAACGAUUUAGAAAGUGCCUUAGCGGAAUAUCAGCAGAAGCUAAACUGCACAGAGGAGAUGCUACAGCAGGAGCUCCUGCGUAGAACGUCACUGGAGAACCAGAAGCUCAAUCUUAUGGGGGAGGUUUCCUUCCUGAAACUGAAGCUGUCAGACAUGGAGGGAAAGCCAGACCACGGGUCUGAGAGGCAGCAUAAAGCUGAGACUGUAGUGAAUUUCAUUAGUGAGCUGCAGGAGCAGAUGUGUCAGUUUCAAAAGGAGAUCAAUAGCAAGAUCCAGGAGAAAAAAGCCUUGGAGAUCCCAGCUGACAGCAGGUGUCCAGUGGUGUGCCACAGUGAAUCAGCUGAUGGCUCACACCUUGAGGUGUCCUAUGACAGAACCUCAGGGGGAAUGAACAAACUAGAAGAUGCUUCAGAUGGGCCUGAUGGGAACUCACACAGCGCGACAGAGGGUAGCACAGAUGCAGAGCAGCGGUGCCACUGCCGAGGAAAAAGUAUCUUACUAAAGGAACUCAGGCUUCUCAAGGACAAAGUUCAAAAUCUGGAGGACCAGAAGCUGCAGUAUGAGAAAAAACUCAAAGUAACAAAGGUUGAGAUCAACAACCUUCAGAAGCUUUUGCUCAGUAAAAAUGCUGAAAUUGAGAGCCUCCACACUCAGCUGAUAGCCAGACCUUCACUUAACUCUGACAGCUCAGACAGAGAUCAGGAACUGCAGAGACUUAAGAGUGGAAUGAAAUCACUACUAGCUGCCAAUGAUGAAAAGGACCGGCGCAUUGAGGAGCUCACUCUGCUAUUAAAUCAGUGCAGACAGUUCAGGGAAGCUCCUCACAACUUGAGGCAAGCCCCCUCUGCUGUCCGUUCUUUGUCUAACGGUCGAAGUCCUUCAGUAAGCAGUGAAGAAGGGGAGCAAGGGUUAACCAAGAAUGCUGACUCUUCUAGUGCCAAAUCUGAUGAUCUGAAAUCUGAAGUUUCAACAAACAGUAAUUCCUCCCAACAAGCAUCUCUUUUAUUAGUUUUGAAGGACAUCGAUUCUAGAACGGAACCACAGAAUUCAUCAGACAGCAUGAACGACCUGACAGAUGAACACCCACCAAAGGGUGGUCUGGGUGACAGUAAAAGUCAGACUUUGCCUGUGAAAGCCUCUUUGUCUGAGCAAACUGGCACAGGGGGAACCAGCACAGAAAUCCAGAGGUCUCCAGAUGGGAGUGAAGAUGAGGACUCCAGCCAAAGCACGCUGGAGAGAACUGAUGACAGCACAUCCAGCGAUAAUUCCCCUGCGCACAGUGGUACGAGCACGCAGCCUGGCCACCGAGCUGUGGGCUCCUCAGAGUACAUGAAGAACAACCGGAGCUUCAAGAGGCUCUGGGGGAAACUUCGAAGAACCCAGUCAGGAGGUUUCCAAGCAGCGGAUCCAGACACCAGUCAGUUCAGAAGAGGAGGUCUGCGUGCAACAGCGGGGCCCCGGCUCACAAGGUCCCCUGAGCAUGACUCUGCACGGGAUAUGAAUAUUCCCUUCAGCCAGUGGACCAAAGAGCAAGUGUGUGGAUGGUUGGAGGACUAUGGACUGGGCCAAUAUGUCAGUCUAACAAGACAGUGGAUUGAACAUGGCCAGACCCUUUUAUCUGCAGCACCACAGGACUUUGAGAAGGAGAUGGGCAUGAAACAUCCACUCCACAGGAAGAAGCUGCAGCUCGCUCUGAGGGCAUUCACCACUAAAAUUACGGAGAAGUCUUCUGAAUUAGACCACAUCUGGGUCACCCGCUGGUUGGAUGAUAUUGGUUUACCUCAAUAUAAAGACCAGUUCCAUGAAGCUCGAGUAGAUGGUCGGAUGUUACAAUAUCUCACUGUGAAUGACCUCUUGACUCUAAAGGUAACCAGCCAGCUUCAUCAUCUCAGCAUCAAAUGUGCCAUUCAUGUCCUUCAUGUCAACAAGUUCAAUCCAAACUGUCUUCGACGCAGGCCGGGUGAAGAGAAGCAGCCCUCCCCAUCAGAGGUGGUCCAGUGGUCAAACCAUCGAGUAAUGGAGUGGCUCAGAGCAGUGGAUCUGGCUGAGUAUGCUCCUAAUUUACGGGGAAGUGGCGUCCAUGGUGGACUUAUUAUCCUGGAGCCUCGUUUUAGCUCAGAAACUUUGGCCCUGCUCUUAAAUAUUCCUCCACAGAAGACCCUGCUUCGCCGUCAUCUCGCCACAGCCUUUGCUGCUCUUGUGGGACCCCAAGCUAUGCAGGAAAAACGAGAGUAUGGCAAUGCCACAGGCCACGUUCCCCUCACUACAACUGCUAAAGUUAAACCUAAGAAGCUAGGAUUCACUCAAUUCAGUCAUCUCAGAAAGAGAAGACCUGAUGAUGCAGACUAUAUCUGCCAAAUAGACAGCGGAGGAUUGACAGUCAAUGGAGUUUCUCGCUUGUCUUCCACAGCACAUCGAGGCCUCAGCCCUUCUUUGGACAGACAGGUUGAGAAGUGAGCUGGGCAGGGUAACAGCUCAAGCUGAUGUCCCAAAAACACUUCAUCACAAACAUUGAAAAGAAAAUUUCUCCAUGUCUGCCAAUCAGUCAAUACCUUGUAAAGUUGGAAGAAAAUCUGAUACUGAAAUCCAAUCAGGAUGCAAGGAUUGGGUGAUUUGCUGCAAGGAAUACAAAUAUGCUGUAUUCACAUUGUGCAGAUGCUUUUACCUGUUAUUUAAUCAGUUAUUGUUGUAAUUGUAAGAUUACUGCCAUAAAUGUGGCCCUCUGCAUUCCUUGUACAAAUAGGUCCUUCAGCUUUACCUUUGCUAUUGAAACUGCAUUUUAUGGAUCUUUUUGUAGCCAAUAUUCCGCAGAUUUUUUUACAUCUAGAGUCAAGCCUGAAAUGGUUCAUUUCCCUGGCAAAUUUGGACUUAAAGUAAUUCAACCAUCAAGUUUUUUUCCUGGUGAGAAAUCAUGUAGGUAUCUCCAAAAAUGUUGAAAGACAAUGAACAUGCUCAGAUUUUUCCAAGGGUUAUGAAGACAAUGUCAGGCUUAACUGUUGAUUGCUUGUACAUAAUAUUUUAUAUCAGUUUCUCUAAGCAUGAGUAUACGUAUUAAGUACGUCGACUACUCAUAGCGAAAUAGGGUUCUGCACUUUAAAAUUAAAGAUCCUGUUUAAGUUAAGUUUCUGGAACAGAAUACUGCUUGUGUUUCAAAAGAACAUUUUAGAAAACUAUUAGCUUCCUAGCUAGAUUGGAAAUUCUCCUGCCCUUUUCUCAACUGUGACUUUAACCGAUGGGCACCAGAUGGGAUGUAUACUGAGUUUCUUUGUUUUACUCCCUUUACCUGCAUGACUGUAUAUAGUGGGUGGACUCAGUUCACAGCAGAGAGACCACCUACGAAGAAAUGACGUAAGGAGACUGGCUGUGUGGCAUUUAAAUACCUACCAGUACUUAAUUUAGACAUUAAGUCCAGCAGCCAAAAUGAGGUACAGAGGAGGUAGAGUUGGUGUACGGCCUAAAGUAAUGAGGCAUCCACAUCAGCAAAGAUCUUUAAUGGAUUAAAAACGGUGGUUGUGAGGAAAGCAAUCUCAACGAGGGUCGGUUGAUUGGUUGAAGUCCACCUUUAGGCAGAGGUUUGUCUUUCAAUUCAGUUCAGUUCAAUUCAAUUCAAUUCAUUUAUAUGGUCCAAUAUUAGAACAAAGUUCUCUCAACGGGCUUCACUAAUUGUACAAAAAAUAAAAUAAGAAAUCAAUAAAACAAA